Armigeres subalbatus is the source of this 1500-nucleotide messenger RNA. RefSeq lists its product as uncharacterized. Gene Ontology annotation, biological process: DNA integration. The coding region runs from base 1 to 1500 and encodes 499 amino acids. The transcript has a single exon. Lineage: Eukaryota; Metazoa; Arthropoda; Insecta; Diptera; Culicidae. The record is from RefSeq and is a predicted model, not a curated record. Gene Ontology annotation, molecular function: nucleic acid binding.
AUGAGAAUCGAACGCUGGGUACUACGUCUUCAGUCCUACAGCUAUGAGAUUGUCCACGAACCUGGAGCAACGAAUCUAGCCGAUGCUCUUUCUAGAUUGGCAGUGUUGGAGCCAAAACCUUUUGAUUUGGAAGGUGAGGAUAACAUUCGUUUCAUGACUGGAAAUGUUACACCGAUAGCAGUAACUGUGCAGGAAAUACGUGAGGAAACAAAGAAGGAUGAGACAAUCGUUGAAGUUUGCCAGGCUCUUGAUAAUGGUAAUUGGACCGAAAAAUCCAAAUGCUAUAAGCCAUAUGCAAUGGAACUCUGCAGUUUCUCUGAUAUGCUAUUGAGAGGUGAAAGAAUUAUUGUCCCCUGUUCACUCCAACCGAAGGUGCUUGAGUUAGCACACGAAGGCCAUCCCGGCAUUGUAGUUAUGAAGAGAAGAUUAAGGCAAAAAGUGUGGUGGCCGUCAAUGGAUAAAGAAGUAGAAGCUUUCGUGAAACGCUGCAAGGAUUGUACGAUAGUGUCUUCGCUAGGACCACCUGAGCCAUUGAUACAGACAAAGAUGCCGGAUAAACCGUGGUGCCAUAUUGCAAUAGAUUUUAUGGGACCUCUACCGUCAGGGCAUAAUUUGCUAGUUCUGGUAGACUAUUUCAGCAGAUUUGUGGAAGUAGUAGUGAUGAAAGAAACAACGGCGACACUUACAAUACAAGCAUUGCACGAAACAUUUUGCAGAUAUGGUAUUCCAGAGUCAUUGAAGUCGGAUAAUGGUCCACAGUUUGUCAGUGAAGCAUUGACACAGUUCUGUAAAGGUUUCGGAAUUCAUUUGCGAAAAUCGACUCCCUAUUGGCCUCAGGCCAAUGGUGAAGUUGAGCGAGCUAAUAGAGCAUUGAAGAAACGGUUGCAGAUCAGUCAAGAAAAUCCGAAGUCGGAUUGGAAAUGGGACCUGAGAAUGUACCUUCUCAUGUAUAAUUCGACGCCGCAUUCAACAACUGGAGUAGCACCUUCUGCAUUAAUGUUCGGAAGAGUUUUGCGAGACAAGUUACCAUCACUUCCGGGUAUUAGAUUGAAGGCGCCAGAAGAGGCUCGUGACAAAGAUCAAGAGCGGAAGUUGAAACAAGGAGAAUAUGCAGACAAGCGUCGUCAGGCGGAACCUAGCUCGCUGAAAGAAGGUGACAUAGUGGUCGCCAGAAGAACGUUGAAGGAAAACAAAUUAUCGAGCAAUUUCGGACCUGAAGAAUUUGUCAUCACGAAGCGAAACGGAUCAGAUGUUACGAUUGAGUCAACCGAAACAGGAAGGACGUUUCAUCGUAACGUAUCCCAUCUUAAGCCGUUACUACGACCUCAAACCAUAGAAGAAGACUUGAAGGUAGGAGAUCAAAACGAAUCGAUGGAAGCUCAGAACGAUCGAGAACAUAUCGUACAGGAAAAAUCAUCCACCGAGCAACACCGACCCAAGCGCGAGGUGAAACGACCAAGUUACCUGCAAGACUUCGAUGUUGGUAGAGUUCAAGACUAG